This is a messenger RNA of Acanthosepion pharaonis, 1578 nucleotides long. NCBI's taxonomy places the organism in Eukaryota, Metazoa, Mollusca, Cephalopoda, Sepiida, Sepiidae. The record is from the annotation of a GenBank genome assembly.
AUGGCGCUGCUUUUUAUCAGUUUUCAAUGGUUGGCCAUCAAGUCAGUUGUUCGCCUUCAAUUUCUAUCCAUCUGUUUUUCUCUAUCUAUCUAUCUAUCUAUCUAUCUAUCUAUCUAUCUAUCUAUUGAGCUGAUCUAUCCCAUUCUCUUUAUAUAUGCCUAUGAUAAAUUCUAUCUAUCUAUCUCUAUCUAUCUAUCUCUAUCUAUCUAUCUCUAUCUAUCUAUCUCUAUCUAUCUAUCUCUAUCUAUCUAUCUCUAUCUAUCUUAUCUCUAUCUAUCUAUCUCCAUCUAUCUAUCUCUAUCUAUCUAUCUCUAUCUCAUCUAUCUAUCCUAUCUCUAUCUAUCUCUAUCUAUCUCUAUCUCUAUCUCUCAUCUAUCCAUCUAUCCAUCCAUAUCUCUAUCUAUCUCAUCUAUCUAUCUAUCUCAUCUAUCCAUCUCUAUCUAUCUAUCUCUAUCUAUCUAUCUAUCUAUCUAUCUCUCUAUCUAUCUAUCUAUCUAUCUCUAUCUAUCUAUCUAUCUAUCUAUCUCUAUCUAUCUAUCUCUAUCUAUCUAUCUAUCUAUCUAUCUAUCUAUCUAUCUCUAUCUAUCUAUCUCUAUCUAUAUCUAUCUAUCUCUAUCUAUCUAUCUCUAUCUAUAUCUAUCUAUCUCUAUCUAUCUAUCUCUAUCUAUAUCUAUCUAUCUAUCUCUUCCUUUCUAUGUAUUUAUCCCAGUCUCUUGCUAUUUAUUACUAUUCCACGUCGAUCUAUUCGGCAACAGGAUUGCUGCAAGUUUGUUAACGCCAUCAAUUCUUAUUCGACCCGCUCCAUUCAAAGCCCCUCAGAACGAACCGCUCGCGAUACAGAUACGGAUAGCAUGUAGACUCGCCCAAAUCGCGUCAGUUGGCGCCAAUUCGAGAAAAUCGCAUCUACGAGUCUCUGCGUUUGCAUAUCAGGCACGUGCUGCUUUUGAAAUUAUCUAUCUAUCUAUCUAUCUAUCUAUCUAUGAGGUUCAUUCCAAAAUUAUCUAUCAGUCUGUUUCAGUUAUCUAUGAAUCUAUCAUUUUCUGUUAUUUCUCUAUCUCUGUCAUCUAUCUAUCUAUCUAUCUAUCUAUCUAUCUAUCUAUCUAUCUAUACGCCCUGCUACAGUUGUAUGCUUGUUUUACAGUCUGUUUUCAAUAUGUUUUUUCUCAAUGGGCACUCGUUAUUCGUAUCAAUCCAAUCUGUCUUCCUUGUGGAUGUGAUUUUCAAUAUUUGGCAAAUUCUUUCUUGUUGUUAUUGUUGUUAAGCUGGUCGCAGUUGAAACGGCCCGAGUCACUUCCACUUCAUCGGAAACAAGUCCGCAAACGAACGCCCGUUUUUUGUUUUUUUUACCCAGAUAUUUACAUUCAUUUCAUGGAUAUUCUUAUUUCCACAUGGAAAAUUCCAGGAUAUAUUGAAUCACCUGCAGAAGGAGAACCGCUGCAGUAUCAAAAACAAUUCUUCUGCGUCUCGAAUGGUUUCUUCUUCUUCAUUUUCUUCUUCAUUUUCUUCUUCAUUUUCUUCUUGAAUUUUUUCUUCUUUUUUCGACUGAUUGUUUUUUAUUAUUCCGCCUUUUCUUCUUAA